UGCGUGAUGUAUAUGUUUGAUGUAUUGAAACGAUUACGUCAUCCACGGAUCCAAGUACCUGUGGGUCGCGUUGUCGGACACGUGAUCUGACCUUGUUCAUAUUGAUCUUCGUGAAACGAACAGGUGAACCAGACUGAAAGAAGAAGUGAUAACAGGUUUUGCAUUUGAUUUUAUUUCCUGAAUCUGGAAAUUCGAGAUUUCUUAACUCGAUUUUCAGAGGACCGCGUUGCAAGAGAAUUAGAGAUGACAAAGAGAACGCAACCAACUUGGCAUCUGCCAGAUAGAGAGGACGAGCCGGUGCUGCGAUUGUACAAUAGCUUGACUAGGAAGAAAGAAGUGUUUAUCCCACAGUUUGGAAAUUGGGUUAAAUGGUAUAGUUGUGGACCUACUGUUUAUGAUGCUUCACACAUGGGCCAUGCAAGAUCAUAUAUAUCUUUUGAUAUUCUGCGUCGUGUACUGACACAUUAUUUUGGAUAUGAUGUUAUGUAUGUAAUGAAUAUUACAGAUAUAGAUGAUAAGAUUAUAAAAAGAGCGAGACAGAAUUACUUGUAUGAAAAAUAUGUGGAGGAAAAUCACACUCUUAACGAUAUAUUGAAUGAUGUCAGAGAAGUUAUGUCUAAUCUUGAAAAUGUUGUGAGAACUACAAAUAGUGAUGAUAAAAAGUGCAUGAUAGAAAAAAUGUUAUAUAAUAUAACAGGAGCUAUUGAAGAUCUUCAGAAGGCAGUUGAGCAGAAGGAUGAGGGAAAAAUUGCAGAGUUUCAAAAAGUAUUAUUGAGAGAGGCUAGAGAUCCUUUAGCCAAUUGGUUAGAUGAAAAGAAAGGUAGCACAAUCACAGAACAUUCCAUAUUUAGUAAAUUAUCACAACAUUGGGAGGCUGAAUUUCAUAAAGAUAUGGAUGCUUUGAAUGUAUUAAAACCAACUGUGCUUACAAGAGUUAGCGAAUAUAUACCUGAAAUAAUAAAGUAUAUAGACAAGAUAAUAGAUAACGGAUUUGCUUAUGAGAGUAAUGGAUCGGUUUAUUUUGAUGUGAGCAAGUUUGAUAAAGAGGAGAAACAUUAUUACGCUAAACUUGUGCCGGAAGCGUAUGGCGAUACAUCGAGUUUGGAGGAAGGAGAAGGUGAUUUAAGCACUACGGCGGACAAGCUCUCUGAGAAAAGAUCGGUGACGGACUUCGCACUCUGGAAGAGUUCAAAACCAGGUGAGCUCUGGUGGGAUUGUCCUUGGGGCAGAGGACGUCCAGGAUGGCACAUCGAAUGUUCAGUCAUGGCAUCUACAAUUUGUGGGGAUAGCUUGGACAUCCAUACAGGCGGAGUGGAUCUCAAAUUUCCCCAUCAUGACAAUGAACUUGCACAAGCGGAAGCGUACUACGGCAAUUCACAUUGGGUUAGGUACUUCCUGCAUUCUGGCCAUCUAACCAUAACUGGUUGCAAAAUGUCAAAGUCACUGAAGAACUUUGUUACGAUACAAGAAGCUUUAAAGAAAUAUUCGAGCAGGCAGCUUAGACUUGCUUUCCUUUUACAUUCGUGGAAAGAUACUUUAGAUUACAGCGAUAAUACGAUGAAUAUGGCUGUGCAGUAUGAAAAAUUUCUUAACGAAUUCUUCCUCAAUGUGAAAUGUAGGAUUAGAAAUUUGAAUACACAAACCACUCUUGAUAGUUUUCUAAAAUGGCGUAAAUCCGAAAUAGAACUCGGCAAAGAAUUUCAUCUUGCAAAGCAUGCCGUACAUAAAGCAUUGUGCGACAAUAUUGAUACGAGAAUUGCUCUGGAUGUGAUACGAGACCUUGUGGUAGCUGGUAAUGUGUACAUGACACUAAAUCCAAAAAUUUUGGAUGUGUUUUUUCUUAAGGAUAUUGCCUUAUAUAUUACUAGGAUGUUUACAAUUUUUGGAGCCAUUCCUUCCUCGCGUUCACCCGAUUCAAUCGGAUUUCCGCUUGAUGACGAGACAGUCAGUAAUAAUACAAAUCUUGAAGAGACUGUUAUGCCAUAUAUUGAAGUUCUGGCGAAUUUCCGAGAGAAGGUUCGAAAUUGUGCGAUAACCCUGAAGGCGAAUGAUAUUUUGCAAGAAUGUGAUCGAUUGCGCGAUGAUAUUUUGCCGAAUAUUGGUGUGCGAUUGGAAGAUAGUAAAAAGAUUGGAAAUUAUGAAGAACCUUGUAAAGUAAAAUUAGUUAACAAAAAAGAGUUAUUGAAGGAGAAGGAAAUGAAGAAGAACCUGGAACAAGAGAAAAUCUUGGAGAAAGAAAAGAAAAAAGCGGCGAAAGAAGCGCAGCAAAAAAUAUCGCCAAAUGAUAUGUUCAAAAUGGAAAAAGACAAAUAUUCCCAAUUUGAUGAUAAGGGGUUACCAACGCACGAUGCGGAAGGUAAAGAAAUUAGUAAAAGCGCAUUGAAGAAGUUGCAAAAGUUGCAGCAGGCGCAGGAAAGGAGAUAUAUUGAGUACUUAGCUUCCCUGCAAAAGGAUUAUUUAUCUUAAGUUCUUAUUAAAAGAAUAUAUAUAAAGUUGAACUGCAAGAGAGUUAGCAAUUUUAUAUUUUCAACAAUUUUACCAUCAUAAAAAAUAAUUCUCUUACUCUGAAGUAUUGAGAAAUAUCUGAAUUAUUUAUUGUUGAAAAUUUACAUGAUACACUGAUAUGAUUUUAAAUGAGUCUAAUGCCCAUAUUCAGGCCUUAUACUUAAGGCCUUAAAUUCAUCUUUAGAUACUUUGUAGCCAAUAAAAUAAUCCAUAAAGCAUCUAAAGAUAAACUUAAGGAGGCUUUAAAUAUAAGGUGUGACUGUGAAUACGGGCAUAAAUGUCUGAUAUUUAAAUUAGUUCACACAAAAUUCUUUCUAAAAAGCUUUGUUCUAAAAGCUUUAGUUAAGAGAUUAAACUUAAACGCGAUUUUCUAUCAGUAUCUUUUUCAUAAAAUUAAGUAAUUUCAGCCAUUAAACUGUCUCGAACCAUUUUGCAAUCUAUUUAUUUCAUUUACUUUUUUUGAUAAUCUAUUUAUUAAAUUAUUUUGAAUUAAUGUAGGAAUUCUAACAUUUUAAUUUAGAAAUAUUGUCCAAUUGGAUCACUGUUAUAAAAGAUUAUGUAUUUGUAAGAAAUAAGGAUGUGACUAUAUAUUAAGUUUUAUUGAGUACAUAUAUGGUUUUAUUUUAUUAUGAGAUCGCUACAUAUAUAGAAUGUAUGUUAAUUGUAUUUAAUACUUUGACUGCUGUAUCUGUGAGUGACAUUGGGGUCUGCAAUGAUUGUAAACUUAAGUUUAUGUUGAUGCUAAUGGGUUCAAGUAUUUGAAACAUUAAAAGAAACAAUAGAAAUUAUAUUAAUGUAAAAGAUAAAAUAUAAAAAUAAUACGCUAGAUUCAUUAUUAAAGCUUUCGGCACACGAUACGAUUUUUCAUGCUAGCACACAUACGAUGCGUCUUACGAUUGGGUUACGAUUGGUAAUAUAAUCAUUCGAACCAGGACACGUAAUAAGAUGUCUCAUAUGCGAUCUAGCAUGAAAAAUCGUAUCGUGUGCCGAAGGCUUAAGUUUAAUCAACCAAAAUCAGUUUGGCAGUCAAAGUGUUAAAAAAAAAAAGAAUGCCUUUAAUAUCACGGAACCGAUGGCAUAUUCACACUUGAUGUAUGUAUGUACAUCGACGUGUAUCGUGCCGAUGCGAUUCGAAACUGGUGGUCGAACAAAAUAAAUGUUACGCGUUUCCACUCGACCGGAUGAAUUUGACAUGCGAUGCUGUCUAUUAUUAAAACAUAAUACCCCUUUCAUAACGAGUAGGCGUCAAGCCGCGGACAGUGACAGCUUCGUAAAUGCGAAAGGCGAUAUAAUGCACGGCUCGCGCGUCGCGUCGCGCCGCGCGAGCCCGAUAUUCAUCCCAUAUUCAAAAGCAGUGAAAACCCAGAGAAGCAGGCGAACAGGUCGACCCGUCAGUUGCUUUUCCAACUCUCUGUAAAAUACGCAUCGUAUCCGAUAAUAAUGAUGCGGUGGCGCCCGGCCCCCAAAACUCGAAAUAACGGUGAAAGCACCCCUCUCGAUUACAAAUUAUGUUUCCGGACUGGGGAACGAAGCGGCAUUUAAACCUCAUCCCGUAGAAGCGGUUUCGUUCUUAAUCGAGAAAGUUUAAUGUGAUACAUUUCAUGUCACACGUUCGCUUACACACUUCGUGUUGUCGACGUCGCUCGCGUCUUUUAAUGAACGCAUUGUGCGUUCGAAUACACCUUCCUUUAGAAUUGCUUUCGAAAUAAAGUUUUCUUAUCGAAACUUUCGUUGACACUUUCCGUUCGAAGUUCUUUUUUAAAUUUUUACAGUCAUUGCACUUAAUUAAAUGAUCAUAACAUUACAUUAGUAUUAAAAAAACUCUAAAAAGAAAUAAAUGAGGCCUAUUGACAACGAGUAAAUGAGAUGUCAAUUAGUAAAAAAUUAUACAUUUAAUGUACUGUAAUAAAAAAUGUACUUAUAAAAAACUUAGACUUUUUUAAAAUAUAUAAAUAUUUCUUUUUUUUAAUUUUCUACAGUUAUUGCAUUUUGUCAAAUUGUUAUAUUAUUACGAAAACCUUAUAAAAACAAAUAAAGAAAAAUGGUCUAUUCAUAACAAGCAAAAUGAGAUGUUAAUAAUAUUUAUAUUUACUGUGCUGUAAAUAAAAAAAUGUGCUUAUAAAAAA
Molecule: messenger RNA, 4631 nt
Organism: Monomorium pharaonis (pharaoh ant)
Lineage: Eukaryota; Metazoa; Arthropoda; Insecta; Hymenoptera; Formicidae
Gene: CysRS
Product: cysteine--tRNA ligase, cytoplasmic
Exons: 10
Coding region: 244-2466 (740 amino acids)
Biological process (GO): cysteinyl-tRNA aminoacylation
Cellular component (GO): cytoplasm
Molecular function (GO): ATP binding; cysteine-tRNA ligase activity
Source: RefSeq, a predicted model, not a curated record